Molecule: messenger RNA, 2127 nt
Organism: Cololabis saira (Pacific saury)
Lineage: Eukaryota; Metazoa; Chordata; Actinopteri; Beloniformes; Belonidae
Gene: slc38a8b
Product: solute carrier family 38 member 8b
Exons: 10
Coding region: 7-1335 (442 amino acids)
Biological process (GO): amino acid transmembrane transport
Molecular function (GO): amino acid transmembrane transporter activity
Source: RefSeq, a predicted model, not a curated record
GGUAUCAUGGAGGAACUUGCCCGGGGAAGCAUCAGCCUGCUGGCCCGGUCUGCGUCUCAUGCGGACCCCCCUCGGCUCGGCUCAUUUGGUGCCGUGUUCAUCAUGCUGAAGUCUGCGCUGGGAGCUGGACUGCUCAACUUCCCCUGGGCCUUUCAGAAGGCGGGAGGAGUCAACAUAGCAGUCAGUGUGGAGCUGGUCUCUCUGGUAUUCCUCAUCAGUGGUCUGGUCAUCCUCGGCUAUGCGUCAUCUGUCAGUAGGCAGAUGACGUAUCAGGAUGUGGUUAGAGAGGUGUGUGGACGAGCCGUGGGACAACUCUGUGAAGUCUGCUUCUGCUUCAACCUCUUCAUGAUAAGUGUGGCUUUCCUGGUGGUGGUGCAAGAUCAGCUAGAAAAAUUGUGUAUUUCUUUAUAUGAGAUGGUAACUGGGUCAAGUGAGGCAGAAAUGCCUUAUCACUGGUACACUGACCAGCGCUUUGCCCUGUUCAUCAUGUGCUUUGUCAUCAUCCUGCCACUGUCCAUCCCAAAAGAAAUCGGCAUCCAGAAAUAUACAAGUGUGUUAGGAACGCUGGCGGCUACAUACCUGUGCGUGGCAGUGAUUGCCAAGUAUUACCUGAUGGACACGCACACAGCUGUAAUAACUCCAGAGCACAGCCAAGGUGUGGGUUCAUGGGCAUCCAUGUUCAGUGUCGUACCAACAAUUUGCUUUGGCUUCCAGUGCCAUGAAGCCUGUAUAGCCAUUUAUAGCAGCAUGGAGAACCAGAAGCUCUUCCACUGGGUGGUCAUCUCUGUGCUCUCCAUGUUUUUCUGUUUGCUCAUCUACACUCUCACAGGUGUGUACGGCUUCUUGACAUUCGGACAAGACGUCGCCUCAGAUAUUUUGAUGUCAUAUCCAGGAAACGAUGUUGUAAUGAUCAUUUCGAGACUUCUUUUUGGAAUAUCAAUUGUCACAAUCUAUCCUAUCAUCCUUCUUCUUGGAAGAUCUGUCGUUCUUAACCUGAUGUUACGAGUUGAAAGACAUCGUAGAGGAAUUGUCUCUCAUUCAUUUGAGAGUCGCUGCAGAGUCGUUCUAACUGUGGCCUGGAUCGCCUUGACUCUCGUCAUCGCUAUGUUUGUUCCAGACAUGGCUGAUGUAAUCAGCGUCAUCGGAGGAAUCAGUGCCUUCUUCAUCUUUAUCUUUCCUGGUCUUUGCUUAGUGUUUUCAAUGCAAAACGAAGAUGUUUCUCCAAGAGUCGGCAUGAUUUUAACAGUUUGGGGAGUCAUAACAAUUGUCGUUGGAGCCUUCAUCUUUGGACAGAGCACCACCCUCGCAGUCAUGGAGAUUUUCAACAAAUUCUGAAUUCAUCUUCAGCAGACAAAAUAUGCGGUCUUUACCAUUUUCACAACUGAAAGUUGUAAUUGUGAAGGUGACUUUUAUUUGUAUAUUUGGUCCUGGGUGGGGUGGGGGGCUGUUUCUGUCUGAUUGCAAUAUUUUCAUGAUUGUGAUGUAUAAAUCUUUGAAUGGAGUGCAUCUUAAUUAUUAACUCAUGAGAAGGUGCCCAAAGUAUAUGAUUGUUUGAUUGACACACAUAUACAUAUAUAUAUAUAUAUAUAUAUAUAUAUAUAUAUAUAUAUAUAUAUAUAUAUAUAUAUAUAUAUAUAAUGUCUGUUGAGCCUUUACUUGUACCUACAAAUCACCACCAGGGGGCAGUGCGGCACCAUUUAGAAAUGUACAGAUUUCCGUAUAUAUACUGUAUUUGUUUAGCUGUGCGUCGACAUUUUAAGAUGAUGGACUUCUAGAUAAUUUUGAUAUGCUAAUCACAUUUCUGAAGUGUAUUCAAAAUAGAAAUAUUCUGCAAUUUUCAAUUACAAAGUAAUACAAAAAGUUUUUUAUCUUCCAUUCUUUUCUUUCUUUUUUGCUAUAUUAUACUGUCUUUUUUUCACUAGCCCGAAUUUGAACAAAUUUGUAUUCAACUCCCAGAAUAAAAUAUAUGUGGGACUCAUUGGUGAGCUUGUGUUGGCAUGUAAGUGAGCUUUGUUUUAAUUAAAUCUGGAAUCGGGUGUUUGGAUCUUGGUCUAUGAGAGUGUGAUGAAAGAAAAGAAAUUGAUUUAUUUCAAAGAAAUGCAAAAAAAAGAAAUAAGUGUAGAUUAA